This is a messenger RNA of Labrus bergylta (ballan wrasse), 6958 nucleotides long. It is a transcript of the gene larp1, whose product is annotated as La ribonucleoprotein 1, translational regulator. Gene Ontology annotation, cellular component: cytosol; cytoplasmic stress granule. NCBI's taxonomy places the organism in Eukaryota, Metazoa, Chordata, Actinopteri, Labriformes, Labridae. The record is from RefSeq and is a predicted model, not a curated record. Gene Ontology annotation, biological process: mRNA stabilization; positive regulation of translation. Gene Ontology annotation, molecular function: RNA cap binding.
GUGGGGAUCAUCCAUAUUGCUGCUUGUGGUGGAGUUAAGGUGGUAAUCCAGAAAGGCCCUUGGACACGUUUCUUUAUUUUUAUACAUGUUUUAAUCCAACACGGACUACUCUGCGUCUUAGACUGAAGCUCUUUUGGUCUAGGAGCGACAGACUCCGCGGAACAGCUUCAUAUUUUCCUGAAAUUGAAGCCGAAUUCGGGCCGGGGGAGGACUGGUAAUCCUGAGGGGGGAAGAAAGACGGUGGUGGGAAAUGGCCACUCAGGUGGAGACACUCCUGCCCGGCAACCCGCUUGCGAAAGCGGAGGAGCACGGUAAAGUGAUCCGCGGUGAGCCGGAGGAGGAGGAGGGCGGUCAGGGCGACGGGGCCAAGCGGCAGGCGGGCAUACCCGACCACGGGAGCAGCAGCAGCGGCGGCGGCGGCGGCCAUGGGCAGGGAGGGCUCUCCGGCACGGAGGAGCAAACCUCCAAGGAAGCGGCGGAAGAAGGCAAAGAAGGCUGUGACAACGACGACAAACAAAACGAGGAUGGUGUUAAAGGCAGAAAGGAGUUUACUGAAGCCCCUCCGCCCAAGGUGAACCCGUGGACAAGGAAAAUGAACGCGGUGACCGUGGUCAGCGUGAAUGGACAAGCACACCACGAGUCGACCGGACCUGCCAAAGUAGUCAGAGCAGGGAACCCACCCAAAGCCAGACGCGGAGGAAAGGUUGGGGAUUUCGGUGACACCAACAGCUGGCCAACUCCGGGGGAAAUUGCGACUAAGGACAUGCAGGUUGGUGUAAACAUCGAGGCAUUGACACGGACCGUGUCCUGCCCGCCGACUGUCAGGCAGGUCAGAGACUCAUGGAGAUUCACUGGCCCAAAGAAGGUGACAACGGCCAAGAAGGAGUCAAAGGAGAAAAGAGAGAGCAUCGAAGAGAGCAAGGAGAACCUGAAGGCCAAGUCAGAUGACUCUGGAGAGGAGAAGAACGGAGAUGACGACUCCCAGAAAAACGGGCCCAAGAAAAAAGGAAACAAGCAUAAGUGGGUUCCUCUGAUGAUCGAGGUAAAGUCUGAGGGUCCCAGGGAGCGCUCUGCCUCCAGGAACAACAGUAGACAGAACGAGAACCCCCGCCUGCCCCCCAACGCCAGGAACGACCUCAGAGACUGGCACAGUCAGAAAUACGAGAGAGAGUGGCAUGACGACCACGACGAGGUGUCCAGCGUUAAGAGCGAGGGAGCGCCUUUCCGUGGGGGUUUCAGAGGUCGUGGACGUGGAAGAGGACGAGGCCGGGGACGAGGCAGAGGCAGUGGGAGAGGCCACUAUGACUACCACUACGGCUACAAGUCCUACGACGUGAAAGACAGCGCGUACGGCCAGAAGUUCGGCAACACGGUGACCUAUUACUACGACAACAUGAGCAGCAAUGACAUGUACUCUGUGGACCAGGACCUGCUGAAGGACUACAUCAAGAGGCAGAUUGAGUACUACUUCAGCUUGGACAAUUUGGAGAGAGACUUCUUCCUGAGGAGGAAGAUGGAUGCAGAGGGCUUCCUACCUGUCGCACUUGUUGCCAGUUUCCACAGAGUGCAGGCCCUCACCACUGACGUCAACGUCAUUCUAGAGGCUUUGAAGGACAGUAAAGAAGUGGAAGUGAUCGACAUGAAGAUCCGUCGGAAAGUGGAUCCAGAGAAGUGGCCUCUGCCUGGCCUGGCCAUGCUGAACCAAACACACACUGACUUCUCCCAACUCAUCAACUGCCCCGAGUUUGUUCCCAGGCAGUCUACAGAGGAGCCCAGAGGCUCCCCCAGGAUGUCCACGCCGAAGAAGCACCAGAACAAGACUGAAUCAGACAUCUCCAACCUCAAGACGAUGCCCAAGGGCCUCUCCGCUAGCCUCCCAGACCUGGACUCUGAGUCCUGGAUUGAGGUGAAGAAGAGGCCCAGACCCUCCCCGGCCAGACCAAAGGCCAGCGCAGAGAAGGCACCCUCGUUGCAGCAGAAGGAUAAAGAGGAAUCUGCUCGCUCCCCAGUCCCCAAGUCGGGCCCCUCGCCUUCCCCUGCUACGCCAGGAAAUAAGGGAGGAGCAGAGCCGGACGAGCCAGAGGAGCUCGACUUCAUGUUCGACGAGGAGAUGGAGCAGAUGGACGGGCGUCGUAACACCUUCACAGAUUGGUCAGAUGAGGAAACAGACGGAGAGAUCGAUGACCACGACGUCAACAAGAUCCUGAUCGUGACGCAGACGCCACCCUACCUGAGGAAGCACCCAGGGGGCGACCGCACGGGACACCACACAUCACGCUCUAAGCUGAGCACUGAGCUGGUCAAAGUGAUCAACGAUGGGCUCUUCUACUAUGAACAGGACCUGUGGGAUGACACGUAUGAGCCAGAGUAUGCCACCAUCAAGCAAGAGGUGGAGAACUUCAAGAAGGUCCACCUGAUCAGCCGUGAAGAGUUUGACUGCCUCACCCCUGAACCCCCUGUGGACCCUAACCAGGAAGUCCCCCCAGGCCCCCCUCGACCCCAACAAAUCCCCACAGACGCUCUGGCGAACAAACUCUUCGGUGCCCCCGAGCCGUCAUCGAUAGCACGCUCGCUCCCAACUACCGUGCCUGACUCACCCAACUACCGCAGUGCCCGGACGCCCCGCACGCCUCGCACACCUCACCGAAAGGACUCCACCAUGACGCCGCGCUUCUACCCGGUGGUGAAGGAAAGCCGGCCUGUAGAUGCCAAGACGCCCAGAAAGAGGAAGACCAGACACAGCUCCAAUCCCCCCAUGGAGUGUCACGUUGGCUGGGUGAUGGACUCCAGAGAGCAUCGAUCCCGCACGGCCUCUGUCAGCUCAAACGCCAGCCCUUCAGAGGGCACUCCUGUCCUUGGAAACAUCGGAUGCACGCCUCAGUCCCUCCCUAAGUUCCAGCACCCGUCACACGAGCUGCUCAAGGAGAACGGCUUCACGCAACAUGUUUACCACAAGUACCGCCGACGCUGCCUAAACGAGAGGAAGCGGCUGGGAAUCGGCCAAUCACAGGAGAUGAACACACUCUUCCGCUUCUGGUCGUUUUUCCUGCGAGAUCACUUUAACAGAAAGAUGUACGAAGAGUUCAGACAGCUCGUGGUCGAGGACGGGAAAGAAGGAUACAGGUACGGUCUGGAGUGCCUGUUCAGGUACUACAGCUACGGUCUAGAGAGGAAGUUCAGGCCAGACAUCUUUAAGGACUUCCAGGAGGAGACCAUGAAAGACUACGAGGCUGGUCAACUUUAUGGACUAGAGAAGUUCUGGGCCUACCUCAAAUACUCCAAAGCCAAGACUCUGGAGAUCGACCCCAAACUGCAGGAGUACCUGAGCAAGUUUAAACGUCUGGAAGAUUUCAGAAUUGAUCCCCCAAUGGAGGAAGGAGGUCGCAGGAGACACUCAUCCAGCGGGGACGGUCGCCGCCGGCAUCCCUCUCAGAACUCCAGCCGGCCCCACAGCCAGGCCAGCUCCGGCCCCAGCCCUGCCCCCCUCGCAGCCAAGGAUGAUGCCAAACCCACCAGCCAGAAAACCCUCGCCCCAGCUGCUGACCCCGCACCAGAUGCCAAGACACUAAAGUAACUCAACAAACAUGCAGACCAACACGGAUUGACUCAACAUCAUCUGCAAGUCGCUGGCUCUCUCUGCAGCAGGAGGGGGAGGGGGCGUCCCGCUCGUCAUCAAAGCAUGAAAAAUACAUUUUCCCCACAAUUUUGAUUUAGAUGAAGACAAAUAAUUAAGGUUUUCAAUAAGUUUAAUUCUUUUUUUCUUUUUGAGAAAAAAUGACCUUUUUGUCUUUGAGGCAAAGAACGGAGGAGGUGUCAAACACUUUUUUUUCUUUUACAAAUCAUCUCAGUUCACACAGUGGACCAUUGAGUAAUGAUUUCCUCUCCUUUUUUAUUUUUUUAUUUUUAAAUUUUCAUGUCGACCCCCCUCUCUAUCACUUUGGCCCCCUGUUUGAUCUUCAGUGUCCUGCUGGCUGAAAGAUUUCCGCCUCCUCGCCCAGAUCUCAGUUUAAUGAUUAUCAUUUUUUCAGCAUGUGGUGCGUUUAAAGGCCUGAAAAUAGUUUGAAGGACACUGAGCUUCUUAAAGUCUGCCCUGGAGGUCGAGCUGCUCCUGACAUCCAACCGGACCAAAGCGGUUUGAACCGAGCGACUGGCAUUUCCAUCCUCAGAGCCCGCAACGCUCUCAGUUAUGGGGCUGAAAAUUGAAAAUAUUUGAUUUACUGGACUUUGAGGGGGAGAACAAUAAAGAGCCAAAUGAAAAAACAUAUAGAAAAAAAAAAAGACUCGUACACACCCCUCAGUACGGACACGCUGAUUGAAAGUUGCCUUAUUUUAAUGGUUUUACUGCUUCUAACUUGUGCCGCCACCUUGUCCAGUGUACAGCAUUGAGAUCACCCAUAUAUCUGCUCUCCAUGCCCACCGGGGGCCUCUAAGUGGUGAUCUGUCUGCCAAACUGCCCCCCCCCUCCAAUUCCCCUCACUCCCUCCGUCACAUUUUCUGAACUGUCUUCCAAGUGUCAUCAGUCUGUUACAAGUCCUGUAAUUCUUCCCUGUUUUUUGCAAGUUGUGGCUUUUUGUGCUGAAACACAUAACUUUUUGAUGAAGUUUGUCAUCUUUUCCCCCCUGGAAAAAAAAGACGAAGCUUAAGUGGGGUUCAUUUAGGAAGGGAGAAUCCCCCCCCCCCCGAUGAUCUCCCCUUUGGGCUUCCUGACUUUCUCUCUCCCCUCUGCGCCUCCCUCCUGUCUGAAAGCUGCAUCCAUCCGUGCAUCCAUCCGUUCAUCCAUCCGUUCCACAUCCAUCCAUCAGUUGACGACAGUGGAGAUCAGUACUGGAAUCAUCAAUCUGGAUUACUUGAAGAAGCGUCGUUCUCAAUUGUGGGUGCUCUGGGUGGAGACGCCGGCGAGGACCAGACAUUUGGCCUUCGACUUCACCGUUAAACUGAAGAUGUGUUUGAGGCCCAGGCUGACCUUGCCACCUCUUCCUUAUUCACACACAUCAGUAACAGGCACGGACACUGACAGCUGUAGUGGCACGCAGGUACGGAUGUAGCAGCAUGAGCAAGCUCAACACAAAACACAAAUACAUUUCAUGCCUCUUGGCUGGAUUGUUUGUUUCCACUCUUUCCCGUUCAGAUGUCCUUCUGUCAACCAUGCGGAUGAUUUCAAUCUUGAUCAUUCUGGUGAUAUCAGACAGAAGUGAUUCCUUUUCCUCCACUGAUGUUAAUGUGAAUUUGACAGAUGAAGAGACAUGAUUACAGCUCCCUGCUACUUGUUUUUGUUUAUAGACCAGAUUAUAUAUUUGCCUUACAUGUGUAUGUACUCUAACUUUUUUUUUCAUGAUCUCAUGAUUAUCUUUAAAUGCUUUUAAUUUCAAUUUGCAGUGUUUCUAGCAUUGUUGUUGUUGUUACAAUGGAGGUCAGGUUUGUGUCAGGCUGUUUGAAAAACCCUCUGUGGAUUUCAGAAACAGGGGACACGAUUCACAACACAAAAGGGAAAGUCGACAUCAGGGCGUCAAAAUACUAAUCUGUGUUUCACUUUGAAAUCACAGCUCAAUUUCUCCUUUUUCUGUUUUCAAAGAAUGUUUUUUUUUUUUUCCAAGAUGAGAGCAGCAUUUCCAACCAACUCUUGACAUCGACUGAAAUUUUAGUUUCAUCUAAAUCGUCAAGGUUUUCUGUUGACACUACAACUGCAAAUGUAAGAAUGCAUAGAAAUUACGAUUUGGGGUUUAAAUUGAACUAAAGUUCACAAUAUUCUGAAACAAAAGUCUUAAUACACAUCCACUACUUUCUGUUGUCAUACAAGGAUGUUUGUUGCCUCUGAGUGAUGAGUUUUACUGUGAAAUAGCACAGUCACAUGACAUGAAGCCUGACAGUUUUUUGAGGUGAAACUGUUUCUCUUUCUCCCCCCCCCCCCCUCCCCAUUUUUCUGUAAAAAAAGUUCAGCCUGUUGGUUGAUGUUCCAGCAGAGUGUCCUGUCAGUGUUUUUCAGUUUUUCUCUAAAUCCAGAAUAGUUGGAAACAUGAAAAUGCAAAGCUGUACUUCUUUUCUGUUAUGUUCUGUUGGUUUUAUCUUCAGGGAGAUUUGGAUCAUUAACAGAGGCUAACUGAUGAUGCAUCAAACGUGUUUACUGGAGGAUUAAAGAUGGACAAAUAAGAGCUACAAAAUAUCCAGAAAAGAAAAACUUGUUCAUUUCCCAAAAACCAGCGAAGCCUUCGAAUGGGUGAGCUGUUGUGUGUGUGUGCGUGCGCGUGUGUGUGUGUGUGUGUGGCUGCAGAUAUGGCAGGCUGCCUCUUGGGGGUCGUCUUCCUGUGACAGUCACAUGAUCCCUCCCUCUAAUGUGAUCACAACCUGUCACUGGACGUAUGGGGGUGUUCAGGUGUUGUGGGAGUUUUCAGCCUUCUCUAUCAGCGAAGAAUUGCUGCUAGCUGUCCAAACAAACUCUGGGGGGCGUCGUCUCCGUUUGUCAGUUUAACACAGACUUGGGCAGCAGGCCGGACACCAGAGUGAAGAGUGAUGAGUGAUGGACGAGGAAAUGGAGGGAGGAGCAUAAAAAGUCAAGAGGAAGAGAAACGGAGAAAGAGCCCUGCUGGGAUUUGUGAUGUUGUGUAGAGGAAUAUGGCUGGUUAUGAUGUCUGGAGACUGAAAAAAAAAAGGACAAAAUUCCAUAAAGCCAUAUGAAUAAGAUAUAACUGUAUAUGAACCAUUACAAUAGUUCAUUGCAUUACAAUAUCCUAGGCUUGUCAUGAGGAAAAAAAGAUGAAAAUGAGGAAAAAAGGAACAAAAAAAUAUAUAAAAUGGAAAAAUGUAAAAUACUUGAAUGAGAUCUUGUAUUAUAACAUUUAAUAUUCAUAAUAUCUGCUUUGUAGGCUGAUGUGAUUCGCUAUUAGUGUUAUUUGUAAUUUGUAGUAAUUAUGCUUUUCCUUAAUAAAGAAAAAAACCACAAAACGGACAAAAAAACCUCAAA